AUGAUAAAUUAAAAAAAAUAUUUCGACAAUCUAGAAAACUUUUUAAACUCUUCACUUUAAUCUCAUUAGUUUCUCCAUAUUUAUUUGAGUGAAAAUUUUUUUGGUGAUGAAGGAACAACAAGCUUAGGUAUUGCUUUAGCGAAGUGUACUAAUCUCUCAAUUUUAACACUUACUCUUCUUUCCUAUUAAAUUGGUGAUGUAGGUGUAUCAAGCUUAGGUUCUGGUUUAGAAAAUUGCAUUUAUCUUUCAAAUUUGGAAUUUAAUCUUUCUAACAAUUAAAUUGGUGAUGAAGGUGCAUCAAGCUUAGGUUUCAGUUUAGGAAAGUGCACCAAUCUCUCAAAUUUGAUACUUAAUUUUAUUGAUAAUAAAAUUGGUGCAAUUGGUGCAUCAGGCUUAGGUUGUGGUUUAGCAAAUUGCACUAAUCUCUCAAAUUUAUCACUUUUUCUUGGGUGGAAUUAAAUUGGCGAGGAAGGUGCAUCAGGCUUAGGUUCUAGUUUAGCAAAUUGCACUAAUAUCUCAAAUUUGAGACUUGAUCUUGAUCACAAUAAAAUUGGUGCAUUUGGCGUAUCAGGUUUAGGUUCUGGUUUAGUAAAGUGCACUAAUCUCAUAAAUAUGAUACUGAUCUUUCAUAGCAAUUAAAUUGGUGAUGAUGGUGUAUUAGGCUUAAGUUUUGCUUUAGGAAAGUGCACUAAUCUCUCAAAUUUAACACUUAAUCUUUAUAACAAUUAAAUUGGUGCAAUUGGUGCAUAAGGAUUAGGUUCUGGUUUAUUAAAUUGUUCUAACCUCUCAAAUUUGAUAGUUAAUCUUCGUAAAAAUAAAAUUGAUGCAAUUGGUGUAUCAGGCUUAGGCUAAGGUUUAGUAAAUUGCACUAAUCUCUCAAAUUUGGCACUUAUUCUUCCUUACAAUUAAAUUUGUGCAAUUGGUGCAUCAGAUUUAGGUUCUGAUAUAAGAGGAAAAGUGAGGUCUGGGGCAACAUUUUUUUAGACUAGCUUUUUUUAACACAUUUAUAUAAUAAUAAUUUAGAAUAUUUUUACUGAGAAAAUAAAUACUGAAUAAAAAUUCAUUUUCAAAAUUGCACUUAACAUUUUAGAAUGGUUUUUGAUGAGAAAAUAAAUACUGAAUAAAAAUUCAUAUUCAAAAUUGCACAUAAUUGACAUUUUAGAAUAAUUUUUACUGAGAAAAUAAAUACUGAAUAAAAUUCAUAUUCAAAAUUGCACUUGA
Molecule: messenger RNA, 1221 nt
Organism: Tetrahymena thermophila SB210
Lineage: Eukaryota; Ciliophora; Oligohymenophorea; Hymenostomatida; Tetrahymenidae
Exons: 12
Biological process (GO): nucleocytoplasmic transport; activation of GTPase activity
Cellular component (GO): cytosol; nucleus; perinuclear region of cytoplasm
Molecular function (GO): small GTPase binding; GTPase activator activity
Source: RefSeq, a predicted model, not a curated record